This is a messenger RNA of Pristis pectinata (smalltooth sawfish), 1491 nucleotides long. RefSeq names its product ectonucleoside triphosphate diphosphohydrolase 3 (gene entpd3). Gene Ontology annotation, biological process: nucleoside diphosphate catabolic process. The transcript has 9 exons. Gene Ontology annotation, molecular function: GDP phosphatase activity; UDP phosphatase activity. The coding region runs from base 1 to 1491 and encodes 496 amino acids. NCBI's taxonomy places the organism in Eukaryota, Metazoa, Chordata, Chondrichthyes, Rhinopristiformes, Pristidae. Gene Ontology annotation, cellular component: plasma membrane. The record is from RefSeq and is a predicted model, not a curated record.
AUGGUGCUGAAGAGACCAAUUUUAGCUGCAUUCAUUGUCCUUCUCAGCAGUGCCUUAGUUGUCAUGGUUAUGCUCAUCAUACAACAGUUCAAGAAAGUCACUAUCCCUGUUGGGCUAAAGUAUGGAAUUGUCUUCGAUGCUGGAGCCUCCAGUACAACUGUUUAUGUUUAUAACUGGCCAGCGGAAAAGGAGAAUAACACUGGUGUCGUCAGUGAGAAGUACAAAUGUGAAAGUGAAGGAUCUGCCAUUUCUGAUUUUGACAAUGAACCAGCAGAGGCUGUCCAUUCAAUAGAACAGUGUCUCAAUAGAACAAUAGAAGUAAUCCCAGCAGAGAAACACAAUGCUACACCGCUCUUCCUCGGAGCUACUGCAGGAAUGCGACUACUCCGAAUACAGAAUUCAGUAGCCUCAACUAUGAUCCUCUCCGCUAUUGAAAACUACCUCCGCUCUUCACCAUUUGAUUUUAAAGGUGCCCACAUUAUCUCUGGGGAAGAGGAAGGGGCCUACGGAUGGAUUACAGCAAAUUAUUUACUGGGUAACUUCCGCCAGGGACGUACUUGGAAACAGCUAAAUCGACCUUUCACAAUAAUGACCAAAGGUACCCUGGAUCUGGGUGGAGCUUCAACAGAAAUAGCAUUUGUUCCCAAGCUGCAGUCACACAAGUAUGAGAACACAGUAAUCACACUGUACAACCACAAAUAUAAUGUCUACAUUGAAAGCCUAGCCUGUUAUGGACGAGAUGAAGCUGAGAACAUAUAUUGGGCAAAUCUCAUCCAGAAAUCUGCCAAUAAAUCAAGCAUUAAAGACCCUUGUCUUCCCUUACACUACACUAUGACUCUCCAACUGGAGGAAGUCCUUAGAAGUUCAUGCAUUGUAGCUAAGCUACGAGACGACUAUGAUGCUGACAAUAAUGUCACUCUCAUUGGGACUGGAGAUCCUGCUCUGUGCCGCCGGCAGUUGUUAUCAAUAUUUAACUUUACAUCUUCCUAUGUUAAAGGCGUUUGGAAAGAGCGUUUUGUUGCAAUCAAUCAACUGAUGCAUGGCGAAUUUGUGGCCUUUUCCGGUUUUUAUUAUACAAUGGAAGCCUUGAAUUUAACUGGAUCCUUUUCCAUUGAUGUUUUCCAUUCAACAGUCCGGUCUUUCUGUAAGAAAACCUGGAAUCAAGUCCAACAGUUACUGCCAAAUAUGUUAGAGUCAAAUCGCAGAGCAUAUUGUUUCAAUGCCAAUUACAUCUAUGUUCUACUAGUGCAAGGUUACAAGUUUAAUCGACUGACUUGGACCCAUAUUACUUUUCAGGAACAGGUGGAAAAUAACAGCAUAGGCUGGUCACUUGGUUACAUGUUGAACCUUACCAACAUGAUUCCAGCAGAAAAUCAAGUGACCCAAGCACCAAUGAGUGAAGCUGCAUUCUGUGGAAUCCUAGUUCUGUUUUUAACUCUGAUCUUAUUCUGUUCAAUUUUCAUUUGUAUUUCAAUAAUACGAUCAUUCUAA